This is a messenger RNA of Carassius carassius (crucian carp), 4951 nucleotides long. Its product is annotated as alpha-2-macroglobulin-like. The coding region runs from base 203 to 4573 and encodes 1456 amino acids. Lineage: Eukaryota; Metazoa; Chordata; Actinopteri; Cypriniformes; Cyprinidae. Gene Ontology annotation, cellular component: extracellular region. The transcript is spliced from 35 exons. The record is from RefSeq and is a predicted model, not a curated record. Gene Ontology annotation, molecular function: endopeptidase inhibitor activity.
UGAUUAUGUAAACAUGUGCUGCGCAAUUUCAUCUCAAUAACAUAAUAAAUACAACAAAAACUGAUUGCAGUGUGAAAGCAGCAGUCUAAAACGCAUCUGAUUACAGCGAUCUGGAUGUUUGCACGAGCUCUUGCAGUACGCAUGCGACUCCUUUAUAAGAGACGGCUCAGUUUAUGUCAAGACCUGGAUAUCACUCGUCAUCAUGGAUCUGAACAUUAGCCCCUGUUGGAAACAGCUCCUUCUGUUCUCUCUCCUUCUUGUCUGUGUCAAUGGACAAAUGUCAGGGCCAUCUUUCACAGUGACGUUUCCUGCAGUGAUCGAGUCAGGAUCUGAGGCCAGACUGUGUGCAAGUCUUCUCAAGCCCAAUGAAAGCCUUGUCAUGAACAUUUAUCUGGUUGAUGGUGAUCAGAGCACUUUACUGCUGCAGGAGAAAGCUGAGGAAGAGUUUCACCGCUGCUUUAACUUCAAGGCUCCUCUGAUAGAAGCAGAAUCUGUGCAGAAAAUGAAGGUAGAACUUCAAGGAGAGUCUUUAAAGAUGUCUGAAGAAAGAAAAGUCAUGUUCAGACCUUACCAUCCUCUGACCUUUAUCCAGACUGAUAAACCCAUCUAUAUUCCAGGACAGACAGUGAAUUUUAGAGUUGUUACCAUGGAUAAAAACUUUUCACCGCUUGAUCAGAAGUAUAGUACAGUGAUACUUGAGGACUGUAAAGGUAACAGAAUUGGUCAAUGGACAAAUGUUUCUUCAACAAGGUGGAUUCUGCAGCGUUCUUAUGAAUUAAACCCGGAAGGCUGUCAAGGCAUGUACGAACUGAAGGCUUACAUUGGUGACAGGAUGAUCUCACAUGAUUUUGAGGUGAAAAAAUAUGUUUUGCCUAAGUUUGAAGUUACUGUGACAGCACCGAAGACAGUGAGUAUAGAUGAUGAGUCAAUGGCAGUUGAAGUUUGUGCAAAAUACACAUAUGGGCAUCCUUUAUCUGGUAAAUCAUGGGUGAAAGUGUGUCGUGAUAUUCAACGCUUCUCUUACUGGGGUGAUAUACACAGUCCAAUAUGUGUGAAUGAAACCACUGAGAUGAAAAGGACAGGCUGUGCCAUCCAUACCUUAGAUCUAUCCGCCUUUUUAAAUUCAACAUAUGAGGAUCAGAUGAAAAAUUAUCUUCAUGUUGAAGCAACAGUGACAGAAGAAGGAACAGAGAUCACCAUGACAAAAUCUGGAACUAUUUCUCUCACUUAUGAAAUCGGCAAAUGCACACUUACUGACCUACCCAAAACAUAUGAACAUGGAUCAGUUAUAGAAGGAAAAAUCAAACUCUCAAAUUUCAAAGGCGCACCAAUACAAAACAAAGUGGUUUAUCUUUUGGAGGGAACCUGGCCCUCAAAACUGCUCCUAAAUCUCACUACAGACAGUGAUGGACUGGCCAGCUUCUCUCUUAAUACAUCUAGUCUUCCUAAAGAAGACAUUACUCUGAUGGCAAGUGUGUAUCCAACAUUUCAUUAUCAUGAUUACAAAACACCAUACUUCUCUACGGACAGAAAAACAGUUAAUCUUUUCCGGCCUGCCACUCCAUAUACCCCAUCAUUAAGUGAACUGAUUAUAGAAAAUAUUGAGCAACCAUUAAAGUGUGAUGCUGAGUUUACAGUGACCAUCAAGUAUUAUUUUAUUGGAGAGACUGCUAAAGACUUCAAAACUGACAUUGUCUAUAUGGUCUUGUCCAGAGGAGUGAUCGUUCAUCAUGGAUAUGAGAAGGUUGAAGUCAAGUCUUCUAAUGGAGCAGCAAGUGGUACAAUGUCAUUCAAACUGUCUGUUGGUGCAGAUCUAGCUCCUGCAGUGCAGAUUCUGGCCUACUAUGUUCUGCCCAGUGAAAAUGUUGUUGCUCAUAGCACAAAAUAUGACAUUGAAAAGUGUUUCAAAAACAAGGUUUCUCUGCAGUUUUCUCCUGCUAGAGCAGUUCCUGGUGAGAAAAACACUCUCCAGCUCUCAGCUCAGCCUGGUUCACUGUGCGGCCUCAGUGCUGUCGAUCAGAGCGUCCUGAUCCUGAAGCCAGGAAAACAUCUGGAUACAGACAAGAUCUUCAAUAUGCUGCCAGUACAAUCAGUAUCAGAUUAUCCUUACAGCGUUAAAGAUAAGAAGGAGUGUCUGGGAUGGCCGGUUGUGAAUCCCCUUCAAGCUGUACUGACAGACCAUGCCUUAAAGAGUGUGGGUCUGAAAAUGGCAACAAAUUUGGCUUUGCGAGUCUCUCUGUGUCUAACAUAUUUGGACACUGAUUAUAAUUCAGGUAAUAUUUGUUACUUUGAUAAUUCUGAAAUGGAUUGGAAUAUGAAUGAGGGAGACUCUUCAGUUGAAGUGACAGUUCGUACUGUCUUUCCUGAAACAUGGAUUUGGCAACUUGCUGCAAUUGGAGACUCUGGAUCAGCUCAGGUUCCUGUGACAGUUCCUGACACCAUCACCUCUUGGGAGACGGAGGCCUUCUGUCUGUCCUCCGAAGGUCUGGGUCUGGCUCCUCCUGCUCAACUGACAGUUUUCCAGCCCUUCUUCCUGGAGCUCUCUCUGCCUUACUCCAUCAUCCGUGGGGAGAUCUUUGAGCUGAAGGCUACUGUCUUUAACUAUCUGUCCAAGUGCAUCAUGGUUAAAGUGACUCCAGCUCCUUCCUCAGACUACACUCUCAAAGCCUCCUCUGAGGAACAGUAUUCUUCCUGUCUGUGUGCUAAUGGAAGAAAAACCUUUAAAUGGAUCCUCACUCCUUCUGUUCUUGGAGUCUUGAAUAUUACAGUCAGUGCAGAGGCUGAGUCGUCCCAGACUGUGUGUGACAAUGAGAUUGUGAGCGUGCCAGAGAGAGGACGCAUUGACACAGUCACACGAAGUCUGCUUGUACAGGCUGAAGGAACUGAGAAGACAGAGACCUACAGCUGGUUACUGUGUCCAAAGGGCGACAGUCUCACAGAGGAAGUGGAUCUGAAUCUUCCUAAAGAUGUUAUAGAGGGAUCAGCCAGAUCUACUGUUUCAGUCAUUGGGGACAUACUGGGUCGUGCACUGACAAAUCUUCACGGAUUACUACGGAUGCCGUAUGGCUGUGGAGAACAAAACAUGGCUAUUCUUUCUCCCAAUAUUUACAUUCUGCAGUAUCUGGAAAACACAGAGCAGCUCACUUCAGCCAUCAGAGACAGAGCCACUGGCUUCCUUAAGAGUGGAUACCAGAGACAACUGAACUACAGACAUACUAGUGGUGGAUACAGCACAUUUGGACAUGGAGAUGAGAAUACAUGGUUGACUGCCUUUGUCCUGAGGUCUUUUGGCAAAGCACAGAAAUACAUUUUUAUUGAUCCACAAAUUAUUCAGAGUGCAAAGGAAUGGUUAAUAAGCAGACGGGAUUCAGACGGCUGUUUUAUCCAACAGGGAAGACUGUUCAACAACAGAAUGAAGGGUGGAGUGAAUGAUGAUGUGACUAUCACAGCCUACAUUACUGCCUCACUACUUGAACUAGAAACUCCAGUCACAGACCCUGUCGUCAGUAAAGGUUUGUCCUGCUUGAAGUCCGUCAUUGAGGAUGUCAAAAACACUUACACCACUGCUCUGCUCGCCUACACCUUCAGUCUGGCUAAAGACACAGACACUCGACAGCAGCUUUUCAAGAAACUGGAGGAUGUUGCUAUUUCAGAGGGGUCUCAUCUCCACUGGUCUCAGUCUGCAUCUGCUGAUGACUCUGAUUCUCUGGCAGUGGAGAUCAGCUCAUAUGUGCUGCUAGCUGUUCUCUCUGCUGAUUCACUCACUACAGCUGAUCUGGGCUUUGCUAACAGGAUUGUCAGCUGGCUUGUGAAGCAGCAGAAUGCCUAUGGAGGAUUCUCCUCCACACAGGACACAGUGGUGGCUCUUCAGGCUCUGUCUUUGUACGCUACCAAAGUGUUCAGCUCUGACGGCUCCAGCACAGUGACUGUACAGUCAGCAGCAGACACUCACCACUUUGAUGUCAAUCAGGACAAUAAGUUACUGUACCAGGAGAAGCAGCUGCAGGACGUCCCAGCCAAUUACAGCAUUGAAGUGAAGGGCUCAGCCUGUGUGUCUGUGCAGGUCGCUCAGUUCUACAACAUCCCCACUCCUACUGAAGCUAAAACACUAAGCAUUGAUGCAAAGAUUGAGGGAGAUUCCAAAGCACUGGGACAAAAUUUCCUUUUGAACUUCACUGUCAAAUAUCAUGGUCCCCAGGAGACGACUAACAUGCUCAUUGUGGAUAUUAAACUUUUAUCAGGAUUCACAGCUGACACAUCAUCGCUUACAACGUCAAUUAGUUCGGCAGUCCUUGCUCAGAACUAUGUGGAGCGGGUUGACACAAAAGAAGACCAUGUCAUAGUUUAUUUAACAGAGAUUCCAAAACAUAUUUCUAUGAAUUACAAGAUGCAAAUGAAACAGGUUCUUCCAGUGAAGAAUCUCAAGCCAGCAGUGGUCAAAGUGUAUGAUUACUACCAAACAAGUGAUCAGUCGGAGACCGAGUACUCUUUCAACCAAGUGUGUAACUUUGGGUCUACCAUUGGGGGGUUUAAACUCGCAGCAUAUUUAUUAAUUUAUGUAUUUCUUGAAUAAUUUUCUUGUGUAAAAGGUACCGUUCCUGUAUUAGAAAUACAUUGUGAUACUUUUACUGAUUUAGGCUACUUAACAUAAACGCAGCUAUUCACUUGACUAUUUAUACCAUAACCUGACUGUUUAUGGCAUGCCUUCCACUGUCAAUAAGGUCAAGCAUUUCAGUCCUACAGCUCAUAGUAUAAUGACACAGAAUACAAAAUGUCUUUAAUACUGUCUGAGUAGUUAUUCUUAGUGGCAUUGUUUGAUUUCAUUUGUAAUUUUUAUGUAUUCUUUUAUAUGUGUACUCAGUAGCAGCAGCCCACUCACAAUUUGUCAUUUGUUCUUAUCUUUUAAAAUAACUUGUUUGAACUUAUUAUGGAAAAUAAAGAUUUUAAAGAU